Vigna umbellata (rice bean) is the source of this 1009-nucleotide messenger RNA. RefSeq names its product rRNA-processing protein. NCBI's taxonomy places the organism in Eukaryota, Viridiplantae, Streptophyta, Magnoliopsida, Fabales, Fabaceae. Gene Ontology annotation, cellular component: nucleus. The record is from RefSeq and is a predicted model, not a curated record.
CGGUGUUCUGCAAAUUGUUAGGGUUUGCUAUUCAACCAUUGUUGUUCCCCAAUUUGUUCUGAAGAACCUCCAUCUUCCUACAAUGAAGAAGAAUGAGGAACACAGUGAUAAUCGCAAGAAGAAGCACAUGAUGAAGAGGAACAUUUCGAGGUUGGGCGGUAGUGGCCUUUCGCUCGAAGCUUUCGCCAAUGCAAAGUCCAAGAACAAGCAAUAUAACCCAGCUAUCAUAAAGAAACAAAGGGAGUUCUAUAAAAAUGCUAAGAAUGUGAAUAAGUUUAAGAAGUUGUUAAAGCAGAAAAACCAGCAGAAUGAUCGUUCCUUGGGUCAGAAACAUGACAAGGAUGUAAAUGAAACUGACAAGUACAAGGACAAGAGUGAGAGAAGGAGGAGGAAGAACAGUGCUUUUAGUUUGGAAGAACUGUACAGAAAGCAACAUGAAGAGAAAGAGAAAGAAAGAAUGGAGAGAGAGGCAGUGUUGAGGGUAAGGAAGGAAGAGAGAGAACAAGCUGAAACUCGGAGAAAGGCUGUGCGGGAAAAAAUGCUUAAGAAGACCCGAAGAGGGCAGCCUGUUAUGAAAUACAGAAUUGAGCAUCUUUUGGAGACUAUUCAAGGUUCAACUAAAAUGGCAGCUGGCAGUGAAUCAUAAGUAGUGGAAUAGAAAAAGGACGAAUGUUGGAGAACAUCCUUCUGUUAAAUGUUAUCAGCAUCGUAAUGUUUUUGGUUUAAAGAACAUGACUGAUAUUAAUUUGGUGAUCAAGCUUACCGAGGAACGAUGCAUUGAUCACUAUUAUAGUAUAUUAUAUCAGUCAGUAUACCAUUGAUCACAUAUUUGUGGCAGACUAAAUCUCCAGCUUUUCAUCUAUGUCAUGCUUGUAUCAAAUGUUGUAAUCAAAAUUCAUUCUUGUAAUUGCUCUGUAGAACCAGUAAUAAUCACUGCUUGUAGUGAGUAUAUUUAAGUUGACAUUUGUCUCAAUAUACAAAGAAUUAAAUAUAAUCUGCAAUCCUCACA